This is a messenger RNA of Magallana angulata, 1145 nucleotides long. Its product is annotated as sushi, nidogen and EGF-like domain-containing protein 1. The record is from RefSeq and is a predicted model, not a curated record. The coding region runs from base 368 to 727 and encodes 119 amino acids. Gene Ontology annotation, molecular function: calcium ion binding. NCBI's taxonomy places the organism in Eukaryota, Metazoa, Mollusca, Bivalvia, Ostreida, Ostreidae. The transcript is spliced from 4 exons.
CUAUAUUUCUCGCUGUUCCCGGUUCACUAUCUACUAUCUGUUUGUCAUCGCCAAUUACAUGCUACACUCACGAGCUAUACAGCAGUUAUUCCCAGCUGCACGCCCGGGAAAACGAACACGCAAUAUCUUGCAUUGCCUGCUGCGUGUAAAGAUUCAAUGUACAAUUUGGAUUUGCUUUUUCGCAAGCAAAGACUUGUGAUAUAGAGGAGGGGUAUAUAGAACAUAUGUAAAUUUUAUGUUUUUACGUGCGGGUACUUUGUUUGUUGUUGUGUUAUUUUUACAUGAAAUUGUGCCGGAAGUCGAAACAGGCAUACAGAUGCAUUUCCGGUUGAAGGCCGGUAAAUGACACGGAUCGAGGCUUACAGAGAUGUCAAUAUGGACGUUACUCUGUCUCGUAAUGUGGCACAUGUUUAGAUUCGUGGAUGCAGAUUGCAUUUCAAGUCCAUGUCAAAAUAACGGCACAUGCGUACCUGCGUCCUUCCGGUGCGAAUGUCCACUGGAAUAUUCAGGAAAGUUUUGCGACAUCGAAUGUCCCCCUAGAGAAUCCACAAAGUCUUAUGAAGGAUUUACAACCGGGUUUUUGUCCGGAGCGGGCGCCAUGUUGUUUUUGUUUGCAUCUGUCUGCGGCACCGUGUGUCUUACCAGGAAAUAUGAAGAACACAGGCAGCUCAGACGUUUGAAGAAACGACAGAGGACAGUGCAGAUUUUGUCAAAGGACAACUUUUGAUGAUAUCUGAUAUCUAACAGAUGUUGGACAUGGGUCCGAUAUGUGGUACACCUUUAGACAAAAGAUUAUUUUCGAACUCGGCUCAGGAUAUCUUAGGGGAAAAUUGUUGAUGAACUAAAGCAUUGUCCGAAAAUACAACACAGGACUCACAGAUUCAUCUGUAGAAUUAUUUUGGUAACAUACUCUAUAUGAAAACGUUGACUGUACGAGAAAUUAUUAUAACGUAGACAGGUAAUAAGAGUGAAUUACAAAACCUUCUUCCGUAAAGACACAUAAAUAUUUUUUAACAAUACACAACUUAAUUAUGACCAUGAUGAUAUGAAGCUAUGAUUUUUGAUGUUUAUUGUAGCUGUUUUCAUUCAUCGUUAAGAAAUGGAACUCUCAUUUUCAAAUAAAGAAAAAUUAGACACAUCACCAA